Messenger RNA from Belonocnema kinseyi, 2384 nucleotides. RefSeq lists its product as uncharacterized. The record is from RefSeq and is a predicted model, not a curated record. The transcript is spliced from 8 exons. NCBI's taxonomy places the organism in Eukaryota, Metazoa, Arthropoda, Insecta, Hymenoptera, Cynipidae. Bases 237 to 2222 code for a protein of 661 amino acids.
AUAUGGAAGUCGGAAAUGGAAAUAAUAUUAAAAUCGCAAAACAAAUCGUCAUGUAAAAUGUCUGAAGUUUUUUAUUCAGAAAAAUAAUGUUUCGUGAUUCAAAUUUAAUUUGAAAAAGUGGUUUUUAAUCUAUAAAAAGAAAUAAGAAGGUGCAAAGAUAUUUUACCGUUAUUUUAUAAAACCUUCGUACUGGAAAAUGAGCAACAUGAAAAAGUAACAAUAAGUACGGAAAAAUCAUGUUAGCAAACAUAUUCAAAAAGCUAAAUGCUGAGAGGCGAAUAAUAUUGCAGAAAUUUCUGAUUGAUAAAAGAACAUUUUCUGCUAUCUUGAAUACAGAUGUUCAGUUGGCGUUUUGCAGAUGUGAAAGUCAUGCUUUUCACCUGAUUGGCGAUCAGCAAAAUAGUUACGUUUCUUCUCUAUCGAAAAAUAUUGCAAGGUACAACACCAAUCUUGCAUCUGAAAAGAAAGAAAACAAUGAACUGUUUGCAACAGUAACACUUUUGCCACGCACAUAUUUACAAACUCAAUUACCUGACGACGAAGUACAGAAGUUAUUAAAACUAGACUGGACCAGUCUUUCGACUACAGAAUUUUUAUCUAAUUUGGAAAAACUCACGCUGUACACGUACAACCUCGAAAAGAAACCUGAAAUCAAUUAUGACAACUUUAUGCAGGCUCUAUCAGCAGUGAGUUCUAAUUUCCACGAUUAUGAAUUGAUUCACUUGCUUAAAUAUUUGGUUCCGUGGUACCGAAAUAAAAAUACCCCUAAAGAUGUAAUGAAACAUAUUAUAGAAACUUUGGACCUCGAGUGUUGUAAUAGAUUACCAAAACAGAAUAUCGAAAAUUUGCUUUCGUUUAGCUACCUUUUUGUGUGUCUCCGAUAUGGAAAAGAAUCAAACUUUACACGAAAAUCACUCCUUAAACUCAAUCAAAAAUCUAAACGUAUGAGUCCGUCUCAAUUAGCUCAAUAUAUGAAUCUUACGUCAGCCUGUACAAAUCUUCCUAUGAAUUUCUACGAAAUAGAGUACUAUGUAGAAAAAAAUAUGGACAGCAUGUCAGCGCAUGAGUUGUCAAGAAUUUCCAUAGGAUUUUAUAAAAACAGAAUUCAAAUAAAGAGCCCCAAGCUUUUAAUGCAUAUUUUGGAGACUAUGGUGAACAAUGUGGAGGUAAUCAGCACUCACAUGGUUUCUGCAUUUUCAAAAUUAAUACGUACGAGUUACAAACAUCAUUACGAAUUGGACAAUUUACUUCGGCAAGUACUGAAAGAAUUACAGCCACAAUUGUCGAGAUUUACUCUAAAAACUUUAACCCACAUAUCUCAUCUGGCUGCACACGCUUUUAUUUAUGAGAAAGGCCUAAUGACUUCUAUUUACGAAAGGUUGGAUGAAGAAAUUGAGAAUGCAACAAUUACAGAUAUAGAAAGGAUUUCUCUUAGUCUUGCGCAUUUUAAUUACGAUUCAAGUUAUCCUCUGUAUAAAAAGAUAGUAGACGAGAUUACCAGUCCAGGUCGGCAUAAGGAAAUUCAAGCUCACAGAAGGACACUUUCGCGCAUCCUGAAAUACUGGGCUCUUGCAGAUAUUUAUCCCAUCAAACUUCUUGAACAAAUUAUGGAUCCAGAAUUCAUAAAAGAAACAUUUUGUAGUAAGUACGCAAUGAACGAAGAAUAUUUUUUCUUGGAUCAAUGUAUCGCUGCUGAAGUGCCAAACUACACAGGACCAAGAUUAGCUGAUGGCUUGAGAGAGUUUCUAGCAAAGAGACAUAAAGCGAUAUUAUAUCCUGGAUCGAGAAAUUCUCUACAAAGUAAUGCAAUGAAGGAAAUUAUUUCAAUAUGUCAGCGACUACUAAAGACUGAAUGUGGAAUCUUCACGGAAAAAAUCUUGCCACAUUUUACUGGUCAAGACAUUAUAAUUUGUCUGGAUGAGCAAAAUAAUCCAGUUUUGCCUGAAAAAAUCUUAUCUACCAUGCGCCCUGAUUCUGUCAAACCUGUACCCAACGAAGCAAAGAAGUUAACAUGGUUUUCUAUUAUUAUUACAACGAAGAAUCAGGUGCUUAAGGAUAGUAAUGAGUUCAGUGGAAUUUUAACUGCGAGAUACAGACAACUAAAAAGUCUUGGCUAUACACCCGUAGUGGUUUCCCAUCAUAAAUGGUAUGAUAUGAAAACUCACGAAGACUGUGAAAAACUUCAGGAGAAUUAUGUAAAAACCUUAUUGAAUAUUGCAUAGUCAAUAGAAUUAUUGUUACUUUGAAUAAUAAACAAAUUUUUAAUUACUGCUCUCAUGACACAAAAAUAUCCACAAAAUACUUACAUGAAUUUAACUCCACAUUUAUGUGUUUCAAAAGAUUUCAAUGUACGAAUGUAAAUAAAGAAAUUGAAUUUUAUGGGA